Linum tenue is the source of this 2140-nucleotide messenger RNA. Lineage: Eukaryota; Viridiplantae; Streptophyta; Magnoliopsida; Malpighiales; Linaceae. The record is from the annotation of a GenBank genome assembly.
UGAGGAAAAAAGGGAGUUGUAUUUUGGACAAACAAGAAGGCCUACCUGCUUUAUAGUUCAUGGGAUCGGUGCCCAUGGAAUUUGGGUAGCUGCUCUUCUUUUCUCUCUGCCACACUGUAAAGAUAAAGAAAGAAAGAACCCACUGAAUUCAGGGUACCCAAAAAAGGGACGGCAAAGACAAAUCCUCUGCAAUCAAACAAAGCCUAUUAUCACUUCCCCUGCGCCUUUUCAGCCGGCCGUUUCAAAUCAAACCUCAUCCUCACACCACAGACUGAAAUCAGUAGUGAUUCACUCAACUACCCACAUGGAAGCAGCUCAGCUUGACAACAACAACAAGAAGUCCCAUUCCCAACAACAAAUGCAACCCGACGCCGGCGGCAGCGGCGGCGAUGCUGCAGUUCCCAGUCAGGGCAAAGCGGCAGGGCUCAACCGCUACGCUCUCGCCUGCGCUCUUCUCGCCUCCACCAACUCCACCCUCUUAGGCUACGAUAUUGGUGUGAUGAGCGGGGCUGUCCUUUUCAUCAAAGAGAAUCUGAAAAUCUCGUCUGUGCAAGUGGAGAUUCUCGUCGGCGUGCUGAACAUUUGCUCGCUGUUCGGCUCGCUGGCCUCCGGCAAGACUUCGGAUUACAUCGGCAGGCGGAAGACCAUCGUCUUAGCAGCGACCACGUUCCUAAUCGGCGCGGUUCUGAUGGGCUUCGCACCUUCCUACCCUUUCCUCCUCGCCGGCAGAGUCGUCGCCGGAAUUGGAGUCGGAUACUCCCUCAUGAUCGCUCCAGUCUACACCGCCGAGCUGUCCCCGGCCAUGAAUCGCGGAUUCCUCACCUCCCUCCCUGAGGUUUUCAUCGUAAUCGGGAUUCUCGUAGGCUACAUCGUCAACUACGCUCUCUCGGGCCUUCCGUCGAACAUAAACUGGAGAAUCAUGCUGGGUUUAGCCGCGGUCCCCUCUUUAGUCAUCGGUUUCGGCGUCAUGGCCAUGCCGGAAUCCCCUCGCUGGCUCGUGAUGCAAGGGAAACCGGACGAGGCGAAAAGGGUUCUCAUCCGAAUCUCGAAUUCCCCCCAAGAGGCCGAGCUCCGGCUCCAGGAGAUAACCGAUUCAGCGUCAAGGGAAUUUCAAUUUCUUCACAGCGGCAUUUCAUCGAACACCUGGCGGGGGCAGGGAGUCUGGAAGGAGCUGCUCUUCAAACCUUCCAAACCCGUCCGCCGGAUGCUCGUCGCCGCCGUCGGGAUCAACUUCUUCAUGCAGGCGUCAGGGAACGACGCCGUGAUCUACUACACACCGGAGGUCUUCCGCGCCGCCGGGAUCCACAACAAGCGGCAGCUCUUCGGCGUGAACGUCAUAAUGGGACUCUCCAAAGCUGCCUUCGUGAUGGUGUCCGCGUUCUACCUGGACCGAUUCGGCAGGCGGCCGCUUCUCUUACUGGGCUCGACCGGAAUGGCCCUGUCGUUAUUCAUACUGGGCCUGGGCUCGAAAAUCCUUCAGCACUCCGACUCCAAGCCGUUAUGGGCCGUCACGAUGUGCAUAGUGGCCGUGUGCGGGUUCGUCUCGUUCUUCUCAAUCGGGCUCGGGCCCAUCACAUGGGUCUACUCCUCCGAGAUUUUCCCCUUGAGGUUGCGAGCCCAGGGAUCGGGGCUCGCGAUCUCGGUGAACCGGUUGGUUAGUGGGGUCGUUUCGAUGACGUUUCUGACCGUUUCGAUGAAGAUAAGUUUCGGAGGGAUGUUCUUCGUGCUAGGUGGGAUAAUGGUGGUCGGGACGGUUUUCUUCUAUGUGGUGAUGCCGGAGACCAAAGGGAAGAGCUUGGAGGAGAUCCAAUUCCUAUUUCAGGGCAAGGAGGGAGGUGACGUGGAGAGGAAGGAAGUGAGAAGGGUAGAUUUGGAAUUGACCUAGAAUGGUCAUUUUGGUGUCUAAAAGUUCCCACCUUUUGUAACAACUAGAUGGGUAUUAUAAUGGGUAGUUGAAGUUUGGUUAGGUUUGUGACUAAUGAAGAAGUGGGUAUUUUGUGGGACUAGCUAGGGUUAGAGUGACUUGAUGGGCUAGGUUUGACAGUUUGGUGUGCAUGGAUUAUGAUGUGUAGUUGUAAAUUGGUUGUUGUGUAAAUGACUCUAUAGUGUUGAAUUUGAUAGGUGUAUAACAAAUGUUUGG